CAGGCCGUUAAAUCAGUUAGAGGUGUGGCUUCAUUCACAGAUUCCUACUCUUAUCCCUUUAAACACAAAAAUUCAUUCUUCCUUUCUUUACUUAGUUUAACUGUGAAUCACUGUCCAAAACUCUGCAACAGCUUCACCACCCAAAUGUAUCUUCUGUUGUCAUUCAACAACUGAACUUCAGCUUUAGUUUCUUGUGAUUAGGACCUGUUUUCCUACUUAAUAUUAAUGGCGUUAUUUAGCCCACAACUUCAAAGGUUGUUUAUUUCCAACUAUGAAUGUAACAGAAGUAGUAGUACAGCAACAAAGAAUGUGAUCAUCCCAUCUAAAGGAAGAGGAGGAAGAUGCUGUUCGGCCAUUGCAAUUGAUGCUCCGUCAUCUUCUCUUUCAAAUGUUGUUAGAUGGGGUUCAGCUUUAGUACAAGGUGCCCGAGAAGAGAUGGAGGAUGAUCUUGUGGUUGUUCAGUCAUCAGAGGAUCUUGGCGGCUUUUCUUUUGCUGCUGUGUUUGAUGGACAUGCGGGUUUCUCUUCUGUCAAAUUUUUAAGGAACGAGUUGUACAAAGAAUGUGUAGUGGCAUUACAGGGGGGGCUCCUACUGAAGGAUAAGGGGUUGGAUACAGUAAAGAAGGCAUUAGAGGAGGCUUUUGCUAGCGCAGAUGGAAAACUCUUGACCUGGCUUGAAAGUAGUGCUGAGGAGGUCGAGUCUGGGUCAACCGCCACUGUUAUUCUUAUUGGAGAUAAGUUGAUGAUCAUUGCCCAUGUUGGCGACUCUAGUGUGGUAUCCUCAUGUACUCUUUGUGACUUUUGUUUUUCUGUCCGGGGAUCAGAACAUAGAUUAAUGCGAUUUAUUGUUCUUUUCCUGAAGGUCUUGUCUCGGUCAGGAAAAGCAGAAGUGCUUACCAAUUCUCAUAGGCCGUACGGACGUGAUCAAACUUCGCUCCAAGAAAUUAGGCGAGUUAGAGAAGCAGGUGGAUGGAUUAAUAAUGGCAGAAUUUGUGGAGAUAUCGCUGUAUCGCGUGCUUUCGGGGACAUGAGGUUUAAGACCAAAAAGAAUGAGUAUGUUUUAUGUAGUAUCUUGUCACAAGAUUGGUGUACCCUGCUGUGGCAUAGCUGGUCGAUUUUCUUUGUGAAUUCACGAGAUUUAAUGGCGUUUUAUUGAAUAAAUCAUUUUUUCUUUUCACUAUGAAGGAUGCUGGAGAAGGGGGUCAAAGAAGGUAGAUGGUCUGAAAAGUUUGUUUCAAGGUAGUGUUGAUUCUUGAUUUCAGAACAAGUAUCUCUUAUUAGUGAACCUUUACAUCAACUUGGUCGUCACAUAUAUCACGAUGAUUUGGACAUUUGAUUUGGCCGAUACAAUCGUUUGAAAUUACUCGUGUCACUUCUACAAUCUGCACAUGAACCAUCUCCAUAGAAUCGUCUUUCGUUGUCCCUUGAUAUUGCUAACAGCCUAUUUUAUGCCAAGUUAGAUCUAGAAAUUAUCAUAAUGAAUUUGGGUAAUAAUCUACGGAGGAUUUCUAUGAUGACCUGACCUUUCUGAAACUAUUUCAGGGUACAAUUUAGUGGGGACUUGGUUACAGCCGUGCCGGAUGUUUCCCAAGUUGCGCUGGGAUCAGAUGCUGAAUGUGCAAUAUUGGCAUCCGAUGGCUUGUGGGAUUAUAUCAGCAGGUUUAGUUGAGCCAUUCUUACAUUUAUUAACAGUAAUCCAUGACAUAUCAAUGAUCUUGAAACUCUAUGCUGUUGCAGUUCAGAUGCAAUUGAUUUCAUUAGGAACCAACUUCAACAACAUGGAGAUGUUCAAGUAGGUUAUACAUUGUCCUUGAUUCGUAAAUUCGUCUGCUUUGGUCUGGCUUUCAUCUGACUUAAUUGUUAUUGAUCACAGAGAGCCUGUGAAGCCCUUGCCCAGAAAGCGCUGGUAAUAUUCGGCAACCAGGACCUGGAAAUGCUUCUCUAAAAUGAAGCGCUUAAACACUGAAAUUGAUUUAUUUUCUAGUUUUUCAUUUCAUCCUAAAGAAUGUUACGAAUUAAACCGCAGGACCAAGGCUCACAAGAUAACAUCAGCAUUGUCGUAGCUGAUUUCGGGUAUGCUUCUAUUUCGGGAAUUCUUCUUGUUUUCUUUUUGUCCCCUUGUAGUUGAAACCUACAAUAAAUGUACAAAGAUGUACCAAGUUAGGUUCUUUCACUCAUUUGUUUCCUCUCUGUUUGCAAUAAAGGCAGACAGAUUGGUCGAGGGUUGCCAUCCAGCAGCAAAAUGUCGUGGUUGAGUUGGUUCAAGCUUUGGCAACACUAGGGUUGGUUUCUUUUGGAAUUUGGUUAACCUCUCAGAUUAACUUCUGAUGUUGCAGCUUAGCACAUUAUAACCCCUGUAUUCUCUCUGUGUGUGUGUGUAUACAUAUAUAAGGUAGCCUCUUUUUAGACAGAAUUUGAACUACAUAUUUAUACACAGGAUAGUGAUACCAAUGUAAAUCUAACCCUCUGUGAAUUCAACCUUCCAUUCCUUCAGUGUACCACUGACACUUCAGCUGGCGUAACUCUCUGUGACUCACAUUUAUGAGCCAUAGGAGCUCACAGAAAGAAUAAUGUAACUAUGAUUGCAUUAAGAGAUAAUAUAAACAUGUCUGAUAACCAAAAAAAAAAAUUUUAAUCAAAUAAGAGAUGAUUAAUCUACAUUACAAUACAAAGUUUCUAGGCAGUGAAAUCUAACUUAUUGCUGAUUUUUUUAAAUCUCAUCAUUAAUUUAAUUCAUCCAUUAUUAUCCUCUCUUUUUACCUGUUUCAUGUAACGUUUUCCUUUUCCACUCGUAUUUUCAUCUUUUUUCUUUCCUUAUUGCAAUCUUUCCUAUUAUGUCAAUAUAUUCCUAUUCAUUGUUUUUUUUAUUAAUAUCACCCACUAAAAAUUUAUUUUUUUCAUAAGUUUUUAUUUUGAGCGAACUACAUCUUACUCCCGA
Molecule: messenger RNA, 2937 nt
Organism: Oldenlandia corymbosa var. corymbosa
Lineage: Eukaryota; Viridiplantae; Streptophyta; Magnoliopsida; Gentianales; Rubiaceae
Source: the annotation of a GenBank genome assembly